Molecule: messenger RNA, 2061 nt
Organism: Cryptosporidium ubiquitum
Lineage: Eukaryota; Apicomplexa; Conoidasida; Eucoccidiorida; Cryptosporidiidae
Product: nuclear VCP like protein
Exons: 1
Coding region: 1-2061 (686 amino acids)
Biological process (GO): ribosome biogenesis
Cellular component (GO): nucleus
Molecular function (GO): preribosome binding; ATP hydrolysis activity; ATP binding
Source: RefSeq, a predicted model, not a curated record
AUGGCCCGUAGUGCUUUAAAUAACAGAUUAACUGCUCUAUAUUCCAAAGAAAAUAGUACAAACAAAAUAGUUGAGAGAAGUGAAAACGAGAGGAAAUGCUACGAGAAAGACGAUCAUAAUGAAAAAGAAACCAGAAAAAGAAUUAAAAAAAGUGUUAGAGACCUUCUUAAUGAGGAGUUUGGUGUUACAUCAGAUGGUUUAGGGAAUUUAGGUCAAAGUUUUUUUCCAGAGGAUCCGCCAAAGCUUUCAUUAAAGGAUAUCGCAGGAAUAGAAAACGUUAUCAAAGAUAUUGAAGAAUUUAUUAUAAGGCCGUUGAAGUUUCCAGAUAUUUAUAGGGCAGUAGGAGUUAAUUCUCCAUGCGGAGUUUUGCUUCAGGGCCCUCCUGGGACCGGGAAAAGUUACCUUUCUAUGUGUAUAGCAGGAGAACUUGGCCUUCCAUUUUUUAAAUUAUCUGGUACAAAUCUAAUUAAUGGUGUUUCUGGGACAUCUGAGGCGUCUUUAAGGAAACUUUUUGAUGAUGCAAUGGAGAUGGCACCAUGCUUAAUUGUAAUUGAUGAAAUCGAUAUUGUUACUCCGAAAAGAGAAGGGAGCAAUAGGGAGAUGGAAAGACGAUUAGUAUCACAGUUCGCUAACUGCUUAGACAAAAUUUCAGGCAAAUUUGUUGUUGUUAUCGGAACUACAAGCCGUCCUGAUUCUAUUGAUCCAAUAAUCAGAAGAAAUGGAAGAAUGGACCGUGAAGUUUCGAUGCCGAUGCCUGAUGAAAACGCUAGAAAAGACAUACUUCAAGUUUUAUGCAAAAAUGUUAAUGUUGACAAGGAUGUCGAUUUUAGAAUGAUUUCCAGAAAAACACCGGGAUUUGUGGGUGCAGAUUUGAAAACUUUAAUAAAUGAGGCUGCUCUAAUUAGAGUAAAUAAGUUAUACGAUAAGGUUAGGCCGGAUAAAAACACUGUGGAUGGUCAGAGUACAUUAUCUUUUGACAUGCAAGCUUCAGAAAAACAGGAAGUAUUUGAGAUCGCCGAAACUUCCUCCACAAUGACAGAUGAAGGGGAACCUAAUAGCAUAAUAUCGGAGAAAAACAUAUCAGAUCAUUCAAAACUUGAGUUGAGUUCAUGUUGCGUCUCUCAUGAAGAUAUUUUAGAAGCUCUCCAAAAUAUUACUCCAAGUUCAAGAAGAGAAGGUUUUACUACAAUACCAGAUAUUUCGUGGGAAAAUGUUGGUGCAUUGAACGAAUUGAGAGUUGAUUUAGAGCUUAGAAUCAUUUCACCAAUCAAAAAUUCCCAUAUAUAUGACAAGUUUGGGCUUGAAACUCCAUCUGGAGUGCUAUUAUAUGGCCCUCCUGGAUGUGGGAAGACCCUUCUUGCAAAGGCUAUUGCCAAAGAAAGCGGUGCGAACUUCAUUAGUAUUCGUGGGCCAGAGCUACUUAACAAAUAUGUAGGUGAAUCAGAAAAGGCUGUAAGAACAGUCUUUGAGAGAGCCAGAGCCUCUGCUCCCUGUAUUGUAUUUUUUGAUGAGCUUGAUUCACUUUGUGCGGCAAGAAGUAGUGAAGGGAACGGUGCGACAGAGAGAGUUGUAAAUCAACUACUCACUGAAUUGGAUGGUGUAGGUGAGAGACAAAAAGUGUUUGUUGUUGCAGCUACGAAUCGACCAGAUAUAAUUGAUCCAGCAAUGAUGCGCCCUGGAAGGCUAGAUAGAGUUGUAUAUGUUCCACUUCCGAAUGAAAUGGGCAGGCUUGAUAUUCUAAUGAAGGUUUCCAAAAAAACUCCUCUCGCACAAGACGUCGACUUUGGAGUAAUUUCCAAAAAUACAGAAGGGUUUUCUGGGGCAGACCUAUCACAACUUAUUCGAGAAGCUACAUUAAAGGCUUUGGACAAAUUGAGAAUAAGUGAUAGUUCUAUUUUUUCAAACACUGAUGAUUUUGAUUUUAGAAUUAACGAUAUUUCCGGGAUUGUUACACAAGAUCUACUAAUGAGUGUAGUUUCUGAAAUGAAACCUUCUGUUAGAGAAGAACAAAUCAACUUCUUUGAAAACUUAAAAUUUGGUCAGAAGUUGAUUUCAAGUUAA